Ictalurus furcatus (blue catfish) is the source of this 2902-nucleotide messenger RNA. RefSeq names its product cyclase associated actin cytoskeleton regulatory protein 2 (gene cap2). NCBI's taxonomy places the organism in Eukaryota, Metazoa, Chordata, Actinopteri, Siluriformes, Ictaluridae. The coding region runs from base 140 to 1540 and encodes 466 amino acids. Gene Ontology annotation, molecular function: adenylate cyclase binding; actin binding. Gene Ontology annotation, biological process: regulation of adenylate cyclase activity; cytoskeleton organization; cell morphogenesis. The transcript is spliced from 13 exons. Gene Ontology annotation, cellular component: cytoplasm. The record is from RefSeq and is a predicted model, not a curated record.
CGCGCUACGCAGCUGGGCCACAGGGAGGCUGGGAGCUGCAGUGUGAUUCGGACAGGAGCCGAAUACGGGAUUCGGGAGCAGCCGGUUCAAAGGAAAGCGUCGAGAUUUACACACAAAAAUAAUUAAGGCUUCACUCGCUAUGGAAGCACUAGUUGAACGACUGGAACAGGCUGUGAUUCGGCUCGAGACGUUUUCAGCCAAGCUUCAGGGUUGCUCUGGGAGCCUGUCCAACGGCGAGAUAAACACAUUUAAUGGUGAAUCCCAGUGCAUGGAGGCGUUUGACCAUUUACUGAGAGGCCCCCUGUCUGAAUACUUGAAGAACAGCCGGACUAUUGGAGGAGAUGUGUCAAAACACGCUGAUAUGGUACACAAUGCCCUGCAGGAACAGAAGGCUUUCCUCAAACUGGCCACCACACACCAGGAGCCUGCACAGACAGAGCUGGCAGACCUCCUCAGGCCCAUCUCCGAGCAAAUCGAGCAGAUCCAGACCUUCAGAGAGAAGAACCGUGGCAGUCGUCUGUUUAACCACCUGUCUGCUGUCAGCGAGAGCAUUCCUGCCCUGGGAUGGGUGGCAGUGAAUCAGAAACCAGGGCCUUAUGUGAAGGAGAUGAACGAUGCUGCAAUGUUCUACACCAACAGAGUCCUGAAAGACUACAAAGACACUGACCCUUGCCAUGUGGAGUGGGUUCGAUCCUACCUGAGUAUCUGGACUGAAAUGCAGGCCUUUAUUAAACAGUACUACACCACUGGACUCGUCUGGAGCAAGACUGGUCCUGUAGCUCCUUCAUCCCUGUUCACAGCUGAACCUGCUACUCCCUGCCCUCCUCCUCCUCCUCCUCCACCUCCGUUCACAGACGAAGAUCCAAAGCUUGACAACGGUGCGGCUCAGCGUUCAGCUCUGUUCACCCAGCUCAACCAGGGAGAGGCCAUUACUAAAGGAUUGAAACAUGUGUGUGAUGAGCAGAAGACCCAUAAGAACCCUGCUCUUCGCUCUCAGAGUGGGGCAAGCCAGGCUUCUCCUUCGAAAGGCAGAACUACUUCUACUCCCACACCAGCUAAGAAAAGAUCUCCUGUCCUGGAGCUGGAGGGGAAGAAAUGGAGGGUGGAGCAUCAGGAACAGGUGCAUGAUCUGGUAAUAGAGGAAACAGAGCUGAAACAGGUGGUCUAUAUCUUCAGCUGCAACAACUCCACACUUCAGAUUAAAGGCAAAGUCAACUCCAUCAUAGUGGACAACUGCAAGAAGCUUGGCCUUGUGUUUGAGAAUGUGGUUGGCAUUUUUGAAAUCAUCAACUCCAGAGACAUCCAGCUCCAGGUGUUGGGAAAAGUGCCCACCAUCUCCAUCAAUAAGACCGAGGGAUGCCAGGUCUACCUGAGUAAGGAGUCUCUCAACUGUGAAAUUAUCAGUGCCAAGAGUUCAGAAAUGAACAUUCUGGUUCCUCAGGAAGAUGAUGAUUAUAGAGAGUUUCCUGUGCCGGAGCAGUUUAAGACCGUUUGGGACGGGUCCAAGCUGGUGACAGAGCCGACUGAGAUGGCUGGCUGAUUGACAGCUUCAUUUUCAUUUCCACAUCUCUGCUGGUUACUAAUACCUGUAUCUCUCAUUGUACUCUUAGCACACAACCUUUUAGACACAGAUUCGUCUUAUACCUGAAUGAUAGUUAGUGACAAUUCUGCAUUAAAAAGGCUAUUUAGUGUAAGAAUAAACUAGUCUAGUCUACAUGCUAGAAAUUUAAACACAAUCAUGAUAAAGGUUCAGAUUUAACCACAAUAAUAAACAAUAGUUGUGGUGGUGUUGGGUUUUUUUUUACCUUUUCCUUUUACCAGUGUCAAGAUUUUGUAAUUAUAAAUUUGAUUAAAUCUAACCUAGUUCAAGACAUCUUCCCAGACUAAAAGUCAAGAUCUAUUCAGAUUAUUCUAGAAAUACAGUCCAUGGUGAUAAUGAAGAAAAACUAUUUGUUCCAAGGCACUUAUGAAUCUCAUGCAUCAGUCCUCUCCAUUGUGUUUUUCUGCUACAUGCAUUUCUAAACCCGUUUUCUGUUUUAAUAAGAAGCUUGAGAUUUUAAAGUGCACCUAUUAUGGUUUUUCAAAUACUCCCUUUCAUGUAGUGUGUUAUAGAGCUGUUUGUGAAUGUGAAAACAUCUGCAAAGUUUCACAAAUCAAAGCGCAUGACAAACGGAGUUAUUGACUCCCAAAAGAAGAAACCAAUUCUGAUUCCAGACGUUACUUCCUGCACAAACCUAUGUAGGUUUGUAACAAAAAGCCCCGCCUCUGAUCUUCAUUGGCUGCUCCAAUCACAACAGACUGGGACGUCUGACCAAUCAGAUCAGAGUAUGCUCUCUGAAAGGAGGAGUUUAGAACGAAUCCUUUAGAACGAAUCCCUUAGAAUGAAUCAUUUAAACGAGUUGUUUGUGACACUGGGAGGAAAAAGUAAUGCUGCAAGUUAAAUUACGAGCACAUUUAAGUGUUUUUCGACCUUGGAUGCAUGUAAAUCUAUAGUAUGAGACAUUUAAAACAAAAUUAGGCACGUUUCAAAACCCUAAUAGGUGUGCUUUAAAUCUCAAGACUUUUUUUCGACUCAGAUUGAGACCAGGAUAAGAAAGAAGACUGAAUGUAAACUGAGAAACUGGCACUUUGUGUGCAAAUGUGUGCCUCAAGGAUGACUUUUUUUUUUUUUAUAUCUGUUUUUUUAAUUUAGUGAUUUUGUUAUGUAUAAUCUACCAUGUAUUUUGUUUAUUUUUAGGCAUCGGCCAGCACAGUGUGUUUCAUACAAUGGUAUGCUGUAUAAUGUAUAAUGUUAACCUGUGCCAUCAUGGUCAUACACUGAAAUAACAUAUAACAACCAUGUAAUAACCAACACUACAUAAUAUAUAUAUAGAAUAUGAGUAAACUCCAGUUGCUCAGCUCA